CUGGAAGAAUGAGCUUGUCCUUCCUCCUCCUCCUCUUCCUCAGCCACCUGAUCCUCAGCGCCUGGGUUCACGGGGAGAAGCGCCUAGCCCCCAAAGGGCAACCCAGACCCGCUGCCACUGAUAGGAACCCGAGGGGCGCCAGUGGCAGGCGGAGCAGCACGACGACGUCUUCCUCCUCUUCCUCCGCUUCCUCUUCCCCAGCGGCUUCUCCCGGCAGCCAAGGCAGCGGUCUGGAGCACAGCCCUUUCCAGUGGAGCCCCUCGGGGCGCCGGACCGGCAGCCUCUACUGCAGAGUGGGCAUUGGUUUCCAUCUGCAGAUCUACCCGGAUGGCAAAGUCAACGGCUCCCACGAAGCCAAUAUGUUAAGUAUUUUGGAAAUAUUUGCUGUGUCUCAGGGGAUUGUAGGAAUACGAGGAGUUUUCAGCAACAAAUUUUUAGCGAUGUCCAAAAAAGGAAAACUCCAUGCAAGUGCCAAAUUUACAGAUGACUGCAAGUUCAGGGAGCGAUUUCAAGAAAACAGCUAUAAUACCUAUGCAUCAGCAAUAUACAGAACUGAGAAAACAGGCCGGGAGUGGUAUGUGGCCCUGAACAAAAGAGGUAAAGCUAAGCGAGGCUGCAGCCCCCGAGUUAAGCCCCAGCACAUCUCUACCCACUUUCUGCCGAGAUUCAAGCACUUGGAGCAGCCAGAACUUUCCUUCACAGUUACUGUUCCUGAGAAGAAAAAGCCACCUAAUCCAAUCAAGCCAAAGGUUCCCCUUUCCACACCUCGGAAAAGUCCCAACACAGUGAAAUACAGACUCAAGUUUCGCUUUGGAUAAUAUAUCUUGGCCUUGUGAGAAACCACGCUUCCUCCUCAGGAGUUUCUACAGGUGUCUUUAUACAGCUUUGAAGAAAAGUGUUUGGAUACAGCUUCAGCUAUACUGCACCGUAUUGAAGUCAGGUCAUUUGUUUCAGUGUGACUGAAACAAAAAUGUUUUCUAAUAGGAAAUGAACUGGAACUCUUUGUACCAAUAUAGGGACUACAGUGUUCCAGUCAGUAAAACAUAAAGCCUUUUGCUUUAUGCUUAGUGCACACUCUGUAUUUUCAGAAAGUUAAACUGUGUGUAUUGUAUUUUUCUGACUGUUACAGAUCAACCUGAAAGAACAUACAUAAUACAUUUUUACUUUUGGUUUCCAAAGAAUAUUUUG
This is a messenger RNA of Manis pentadactyla (Chinese pangolin), 1188 nucleotides long. RefSeq names its product fibroblast growth factor 5 (gene FGF5). The coding region runs from base 9 to 818 and encodes 269 amino acids. NCBI's taxonomy places the organism in Eukaryota, Metazoa, Chordata, Mammalia, Pholidota, Manidae. The record is from RefSeq and is a predicted model, not a curated record. Gene Ontology annotation, molecular function: growth factor activity; fibroblast growth factor receptor binding. The transcript has 3 exons. Gene Ontology annotation, biological process: positive regulation of gene expression; regulation of cell migration; positive regulation of cell population proliferation. Gene Ontology annotation, cellular component: cytoplasm.